AUGGUGCUCCCAAACAAAGCAAGUCGCGCGCUCAGCGGCCUGUUGCUUGCACCAAAGAAGCGGAUUGCAGCGUGUCUGGCGGUAUUACUCGUUGGGGUCUUCACCUACAUCGUGAUCUCCUCCGCUUCCUCUCGGCUGGAACGAGAGGAGCGGAUUGAGCAGCUCUUAGGUAGUAUGAGAGACCACCUCGAUUACCUUGACUCCCAGUACAGGGGCAAGCAAGAAGCGGUAUUGGCGCUACAGGCGAAGAUGUUUUCCGGCCGUGGUAACAGUUCCCAAAAUGCUCAUGAGUUCUCUUUGGCAUCAUUGUCGCCAUCAGUCCAAAUACUACUAAAGAACAUGACAGGCAGUAAAGCAGCGGGCGGUGUGUACACGAAGCAUAUAUCACAGCUUCGUAUACCCUUCGUGUAUCAACUGCUGCCGCACCUCAUGGAUGACCCUCAGAGUCUGAGGCCAGCUUACCACAUGAGUGGUGGCAGGUCCUUCUGCGAAAUUGUGGUGGGAGUACCCACUGUUAAGCGCGACAAGGAAAGUUAUCUGAUGGUGACAUUAACGCAUCUCGUCACUGAGCUGACCCCAGCUGAUGUGAACAACACCCUCAUCGUGGUCAUGGUUGGGGAAACGGAACUUGACUACGUGCUUCAAAUUGCAAGGCAGAUCGAAACUAUGUUCCCAACCCAAGUGGGUAAUGGAUUGAUCGAAGUUAUAUCACCACGAGAUUCGUACUACCCAGACUUCGACAAACUUCCAGAUACCCUAGGAGAUUCUCACAAACGAGUCAAGUGGCGUUCGAAACAGAAUUUAGAUACCAUCUUUUUAAUGGCGUACGCCCAAUCAAAGGGCACUUUUUACCUCAUGGUUGAAGACGACAUCAUAGCCAAGAAAAACUACAUCCAGAUUAUAAAGAAAUUCAUAGCCACAACCACCGUUUCCAAUCCGAACUGGAUCUUCAUCGAAUUCUGUCACAUCGGGAACAUUGGAAAACUGUUCCGAUCGGCGGAGCUGAUGAAAUUCAUCAACUAUGCCCAGAUUUUCUACAACAAUCUCCCAAUUGAUUGGCUGCUCGAGAGUUAUUUGGCGGACCGUGUCUGCAACCUGGAAAAGACUGCAAAAAAAUGCGCAGCUGCCAAGGACAAAAUUAGGCCAAAAUUCAAGCCAUCACUCUUCCAGCAUAUUGGUAUCUAUUCUUCAUUGAAGGGGAAAAUUCAUAAAAGUGGAAACGUGAAAUCCGGAGUGGCGCCAAAAUUCUUCCCUCAUACCGAUAACCCGCCACUACGAACAAUAAAAACAGACAUCACCGAGCAUAGUGCGCAUUCCCUUCAGAAGGCCUACGCAGGUCAAACAUUCUUCUGGGGUCAGAGGCCAAAGAAAGGAAACUUUGUAGAAUUCUGGUUCGAGAGACCCAUUGUUAUGACACACUACGUGUUCCGCAGCGGCAACCCAGACCACGUCCAAGAUCUGUUCUACAACACGACCCUGGAGGUCUUAGCUGCCCGUAAUCGUAGUAAUUUCACUGUGAUCGGUACUUUUGAUGAGUUCGGUCUUGCCGAAGACGAUCUCUCUAUGGGUCCCAUCACAGCCAUUCGCCUAAGGGUGCACCGCAACAGUAGCUUCUGGGUCAUUCUGAGUGAGAUCCAAAUAAAGGUAGGCCCAGCACCAGAGGCUAGGUGA
Messenger RNA from Spodoptera littoralis (African cotton leafworm), 1671 nucleotides. Lineage: Eukaryota; Metazoa; Arthropoda; Insecta; Lepidoptera; Noctuidae. The record is from the annotation of a GenBank genome assembly.